CUGUCACGUGGUACGGAUGUCCUUCUGCCACUCUUUUUGCAGGUUAAACAUGGCUGCGCUCUUAAGAUCUACUCGGCUGCUGAAACUCUCACCUUGUCCUUUGCUCCGAGUUCAGAUAAACAGUCACGGGUCUCGGAUACAUCGUUUAUACAACAGAACAGCCGGUGGGCGCGGAAUAGAAGCUUGUCCUGGACAGAUUUCUUUAAGGUCUGUGUGCGCGUGCAAAUCACCUUGGUCCUCUGCGAGUCUGCGAUGCUUCAGUGCAGCUGCUGAGAGGCAAGGUGUGGUGAAAGAUGAACCGAGCAUCGCUUUGCGCACCAAGCAGGCCCAGCAGUUUGACUGGGCUCUCGCUAAACUCGACAGCUCAGUCCGACGCACCGGUCGAGUCACCAAAACGCUGAUUCAGCGCAUCUUUCAUGACAUCUGCCGAACAGGAUACCCCAGUGCUAAUCAGGCCCUGCUGCUGUUGAGGAGCUGCGGCUCUCUGCUGCCCGAGAUGCCUCUUGAAGAACGCAGUCAGCUCGCUCACCGCAUCUGGGAGAAGCUGCAGGAGUUGGGUGCCGUUUAUGAUGUAAGCCAUUACAAUGCGCUACUUAAAGUCUACCUGCAGAAUGGGUUCAGCUUCUCGCCCACUGAUUUUCUUGCCAAGAUGGAAGCGGCCAACGUUCAGCCCAACAGAGUGACGUAUCAGAGACUGAUCGCAGCUUACUGUCAAAAUGGAGACAUUGAAGGUGCAAGUAAAAUUCUGGGCUUCAUGAAGAGUAAAGACUUACCCAUCACAGAGGCGGUGUUCAACUCUCUGGUGACGGGUCACAGCCGAGCAGGAGACAUGGAGAGUGCAGAAAACAUCCUGUCCGUCAUGAGAGGGGCAGGUAUUGAGCCGGGCCCGGACUCUUACCUCGCUUUACUCGUGGCUUAUGCUGAAGUGGGAAACAUGAUCAAAAUCAAAGAGACUAUGGACAUGGCACAGAGCAAAGAUGUCAGUUUGAUGGACAGAGACCUGAUGCAGGUGGUGUUCAGUCUGGCUAAAGCUGGCCAUCAGCAGUAUGUGCCUGAAAUAGUGGAGUGUAUGCGACAUGAGAGAGGCUACGUGCCAGAUGCAAUGAACCUGUGCUUGAGUCUGAUCACCCAGGGCUUUGAGGACACAGCAUUUACUGUACUGAAAACCUUCCCCGGUCUACAGAGUGAGUUACAGGAUGGUGAAACUCUAAACAUGGGCAACUUCUUCCUCCGUCACUGUGUGAACAUGAAUAAGUCUCCUGAAAAGCUGGUGGCUUACUGCACGCAACUAAAGGAUUCCAACCUGCAUUCAUCUCCACUGCAGUUCACGCUGUAUUGCGCUCUGGAGUCCAAGAACACGGCUAUGGUAGUUGAGGUAAUGAAGAAAAUGAAGGAAGAAGGACUUCCCAUCAGGCCUCAUUACUUCUGGCCGAUUUUAACCAAGCAUCAGAAAGACAAAAACGCACCAGGUACCCUGGAGGUGCUGAAGGCCAUGCAAGAGCUGAACGUUCAUCUUGAUGUUGACACGUACUCCACCUACGUGCUGCCUACUUUCUCCUCAGUGGACAGUGCUCGUGUUGCUAUUAAGGAUGCUGGCUGUGCAGUCGACACUGAUGACUUCAUUGCAGCAGAAGUGCGAACAGUGGCAGCGAGUGGGAGACUUUCAGAACUCUACUCUCUGUUGUCUUCACCCUCUUUUCCAGCCAUUGCCCUGAGCUUGUUCAGAGGAAGCCUGAUCGUUGGCUUUAGGGGGUCAAAAGAUGUGACGAGCAUGGCUAAGAUCACAGAGCUUCUCUAUAAAGAUAGCCGCUUUGGUCAGACUGAGGCAGACCGAGCAGAAAACACGGCCUACUUUCUUUUUAACCUGUUUGAUGGCAUGACCGAGACUGAGGUCCAGGCCAAAGAGGAGAUGUUGAGAGAGUACCUCAGUCAGCUCAACAGUAUGAACAUCAUCAUUCAUGUGAAUAUCUACAGAGGAAUCAGGAACAUCCUAAACUCCUACCACUUGCCGGAGCUAAUAAAGGACGUUCUUGUUCUUGUGGAUAAACAAACGAGAGACGAAGAUAGCUCUGAGUCUACGGUUCUUGAAGGGAAGCUAGGAGUUCAAGAGAGAAAGCUGGAAGAGCUGAAAUCUAAGGGGAAGCCUGUUGGAAAUGCAUUCAGGCAGCUCAUUGCUGCACUCUGUGCUGAGGAGAACCUGGCCCGGGCUCUGGAGCUGAAACCUCAGUAUGAGAAUGAAAUGACUGCCAGUUGCUAUGCCUUGCUUAUCAACCUGUGCUGUCGUCACGACAACCCGGAGGAAGCACUUAACCUAAAGAGAGAGCUAGCUCGUAAGGAUUCAGAGGUGACGCUGGAUGCCAACAAGUACAUGAGCUUGGUCAGGGUGCUCUCCAAACAUGGCAGGAUUGAAGAGGCCGUGGACAUCCUGAAAGAAAUGAAGGAGAAGAAUGUGCGGAUGUUGGACACCACGGCCACCAGGUUGUUCCAUAUACUCAACACAGCUGCUCUGAAGGGGGACAUGGCCACCAUUCGGCGCUUGCAGGAUACCGUGUUCACCUUAGGCCUGGUCAAGCCCACCAGCAACCUCUGCUCACCACUUGUUUCUGCUUACCUGGAGAGUGGGGAUGUGAUUGGAGCUCUGGAAGCAAGCAUGGAGUGCCAAAAGCAGUACAACCAAAUGCCCCGGAUUCAUGACAUCAUCUGUCACCUAGUGGAGAAAGGAGAGACUGAGCCACUGCAAAAAGCUAUGGACUUUGUGAGCCAGGAGCGUGGUGAGAUGAUGAUGCUCUACGAUCUUUACUUCGCAUUCUUGCAGACGGGCCGCUACAAGGAGGCACGCAAAAUCCUAGAGACCCCUGGGUUAAGGGCGAGAGCUGGUCGACUACAGUGGUUUGCAGAGAAGUGUAUUGCAUCUCAGCAGAUGGAGCCUCUUGAAAACAUGGUAGACAUGACUGCAAAGCUGUUUGAAUGUGACCGAGAUGAAAUGUACCACUUCAUGCUGCGCCUUUGCAAGGACAUAAAUGACUGGCAAAAGGCAGAAGGCGUCUGGACUAAGAUGCAGGAGGAGAAUGUGAUUCCCAGAGAAAGAACCCUGCGCCUGCUUGCGGACAUCCUCAAGAGCAACAACCAGGAGGUACCCUUCGACAUGCCGGAGAUGUGGUAUGAACAGCCUGAAUCCGACGAGCAUCCUGGCGAUGUCAAGGAGGAGAGUCUGAAAGUGGAACAAAGUACUGGUUUCACUGUGUCUCGUUCAAAAGCUACUAAACCCCAUGAUUAUCACCUCACUGUUAUGACUCUGAGCAAAAAAGGGAAAGUUGAAGAAGCCUUUAAGGUGGUGAAGGAGACACACAGGCAGGGUUUGGCAUUGGGAGCUACUUCAUAUGACAUUCUCAUCAAAGCUCUGCUGGCCAGAGGAAACCUGAACACUGCCAUGGAAGUAAAAGACAUUGCUUCCAAACAUAUUGCAGGAUUCAAGCUGAGUGAAAUGGCCAACAACCUCCAAAUAGUCACACAAGUAAAGCAAGCAGACAUUAAAGGAGCCUUGGCUACUAUUAAAGACAUGCUACAGUAUGACCAGGUGCCCUCACAUCUGGCUAUUACCCGAUUGGUCCAGGGUUUGGGUAACCAUGGAGAAUUAAAUGGCAUCCAGGAAGUGGAGAACAUUGUUAAGAGUUUAGGGACCUCUGUCAACCUGUCCUACAUGCUGUUUGUGAACAACAAGGCUUUGGCUCAUAUUAAAAAUGGGGACAUUGACAGUGCAGUGGAAGGGCUCGAGGCUUUGUUCACCCAAAACUCGGACGGUCCACAAAAAAGUAUUGCCUUUGUCUUCCGUAAAGUUCUCGAAGCCAACAACGGUGAUGCCCUUGACAAAUUGAGUGCAAUGGCGGAGCGGCUGUGCAAUCAGUUUGCCACCUACAGACCUGCCACAGAUCUCUUCCUGCAGUACAUAGACGUGGGCAGGACCGAGGAUGCCAAGUUCCUACUGCAGCGAUGUGCAGCAGUGGCGGAGCAGAAGGAUGCAAUGGUGGCCUACAUGACCAAAGUUUCUCAGAAUCCAGGGCAGAGUGACAAGAUAAAGCAACUGCUGGAACUCAUCCCAGACUUUGAGAAAGAGAAAGUCUUCACCUUCCUGUUGAAAUGCUAUAGUGUGGAUAAAGACCUGACCUCAGCCAAGGCUCUGUAUCAGCAGAUGCAGGAUGAAGGGCUUCAGGUGAACGAGUUGUCUCUAAAGAGACUGGCGCUGCUCUACAAGAAUGCCGGAGAGACGGUUCCCUUCGAAGAACCUCCAGAGACGUUCAAGUUCUACGCUGAAAAACUGAAGGCUUUGCAGCCCCAGACUUCUACAGAUAACUAGAAUCUCUUCUUAUAAUUCUUUUGUCUCUCAAUAUGUUUUUAUAUGUCUGCCCACAUUCUCCAAUGCUGUGAAGUCAGUGAUGCUUAGUAAACAACUAUCUCAGUACAACUGCAUUGAAAACAAAUACCAUGUACAGAAGUAUUUAUGCUAAUAAAUGUGUUACACAUGUGGA
This is a messenger RNA of Tachysurus fulvidraco (yellow catfish), 4526 nucleotides long. It is a transcript of the gene lrpprc, whose product is annotated as leucine-rich pentatricopeptide repeat containing. The coding region runs from base 17 to 4354 and encodes 1445 amino acids. The record is from RefSeq and is a predicted model, not a curated record. Lineage: Eukaryota; Metazoa; Chordata; Actinopteri; Siluriformes; Bagridae. Gene Ontology annotation, molecular function: protein binding. The transcript is spliced from 38 exons.